AUGUCUGAAGAAAACCCAACUCCACAACUUAUCGAUAAUCCUCAACAUGACAGUGGGAGAGUGAUCAAAGAUUUAUUAGCUGGUACAGCAGGUGGUAUUGCUCAAGUUCUUGUUGGUCAACCGUUCGAUACCACCAAAGUUCGUUUACAGACUGCAACCACUAGAACCAAUGCUAUGGAAGUGGUCAUAAAUUUACUUAAAAAUGAAGGUCCCAGAGGGUUUUAUAAGGGUACUUUAACACCAUUAGUUGGUGUUGGUGCAUGUGUUUCAUUACAGUUUGGUGUCAAUGAAGCGAUGAAAAGAUUUUUCCAUUCUUUGAACGAUAGAAAGUCAGAAACGUUAUCAUUGACUCAAUAUUAUUUCUGUGGGGUUACUGGUGGUAUUUCUAAUUCAUUUUUAGCUUCUCCAAUUGAACAUGUUAGAAUUAGACUACAAACUCAAACUGGGAGUGGCAGUAAUGUUCAAUUUAAGGGACCUUUAGAUUGUAUUAGACAGUUGAAAAAUGCAGGUGGGAUUAUGCGUGGAUUAACUCCAACACUCUUUAGAGAAGGUCAUGGUAUAGGUACUUAUUUCUUGAUUUAUGAAGCCUUAGUCGCUAAUGAAAUCAAUAAUGGAAUGAAGAGAAAUGAUAUAUCUCCUUUAAAGUUGUGUUUAUUCGGUGCUUUAUCCGGGACGACAUUAUGGUUAAUGGUAUACCCAUUGGAUGUUAUUAAAUCUAUUAUGCAAACAGAUAAUAUUAAGAAUCCUAAAUUUGGUAAGACAAUGGGUUCAGUGGCUAAGACUUUGUAUGCCAAACAAGGAUUAGGUGCAUUUUUCAGAGGAUUUGGUCCAACUAUUUUAAGGGCAGCACCAGCUAAUGGUGCUACAUUUGCAACAUUCGAAUUAGCAAUGAGAUUACUUGGAUAG
Naumovozyma dairenensis CBS 421 is the source of this 906-nucleotide messenger RNA. RefSeq names its product organic acid transporter (gene YMC1). NCBI's taxonomy places the organism in Eukaryota, Fungi, Ascomycota, Saccharomycetes, Saccharomycetales, Saccharomycetaceae. Gene Ontology annotation, molecular function: L-ornithine transmembrane transporter activity. The coding region runs from base 1 to 906 and encodes 301 amino acids. The record is from RefSeq and is a predicted model, not a curated record. Gene Ontology annotation, biological process: mitochondrial L-ornithine transmembrane transport. The transcript has a single exon.